Molecule: messenger RNA, 839 nt
Organism: Aspergillus uvarum CBS 121591
Lineage: Eukaryota; Fungi; Ascomycota; Eurotiomycetes; Eurotiales; Aspergillaceae
Product: putative ribonuclease H1
Exons: 1
Coding region: 1-630 (209 amino acids)
Molecular function (GO): nucleic acid binding; RNA-DNA hybrid ribonuclease activity
Source: RefSeq, a predicted model, not a curated record
AUGGUCGAAAUCGACGAGCCUGUUCUCCCCCGACGCCUUGACCAUCAAGCCUUGUACAACAAUGGCGUUAGUCGCAUCGAAUACAAGUCCGGACGCUGGGUGCAUAUUGCUAGCCCGGGGGGUCCACGCACUGGCCGCGCGCCAGACCGCACCACCCUGGUGGUCGCAAUUAGCGGCGACUGUCUGAGAAACCAUGGGACCGGACGCGCAUCGGUGGGUGUGUUCUGGGGAUACGGCAAUCAAAACAACGUCUCGACUGCCUUAGACGCGUACCCGGGCCCACGCACCAGGAUUAUGUCCGAGCUCAGCGCCUGCUGUCGGGCCUUACGUGACGGUCUACGCAUCCGCCAGGAACGUCCCAACUGCACGCCGGUGCAACGGCUGGUGGUGAAAUCGGACUCGGAGCGUGUGGUGAGUGGGAUUACGGAGUAUAUGCCGCACUGGAUCACAAAUGGGUGGCGGACCAACAAUGAAGGAGAUGUGCCUUAUGCCGGGUUCUACCUUGAGAUCGGAGAGUUGAUCGCGCAGCUUGAGAACGAGGGGACGGCGGUGGAUUUCUGGUUUGUCUCACGGCGCCUUAAUCCUGAUGCUCGACGGAUGGCGAGGAACGGCCUUCGUCGCGAUCCUUGAUCGGAAUUUCGUUUCAUGGCGUCCGUGUGUAUGGUCUGGGAAGGUUUACUGUUUACAAGGACGACUUGUAGUCAUGCUAGGUGACACUAUGGGAAUCUGAGCUGACUGGGUUGUGCUUUCGCUGAUCUACUACUGAGAGACAGACCUGAGGUGUUGAUUGAUGGCGUGAGUGCAGGGUUCCGGGUUCUGAAGCUCUGGUCUUAUCGAGC